AUGUCAUUCAAAGUCAAUGCAGAGGUUUCUGUCUGUGGUGGUAAGCUUUUGAAGCUCUCCCAUUACUCUAAUGUGGUCAACAAUUCAAUGGAUGUUAACGUCUAUCUACCCCAGCAGUACUACAAGAAAUCAAGUGAUAAACCAAUCCCAGUGAUAUAUUUCCUUUCUGGAUUAACUUGUAGUCCCCAGAAUGCAUCCGAAAAGGCCUUCUGGCAAUUACAAGCUGAUAAAUACGGGUUUUCUGUGGUAUACCCAGAUACAUCACCAAGAGGUGAUCAUAUUCCCGAUGAUCCUGAAAAGUCUUGGGAUUUUGGUGUUGGUGCAGGAUUUUACGUCAACUCCACUCAGGAGCCAUGGAAGAAACAUUAUCAGAUGUAUGAUUAUGUCCACAAGGAAUUACCUACUCAAUUGAAUGAAUAUUUCAAUAAGAAUGGGGCUUCUAAAGUGGAUUUCUUGGAGAACGUUUCAAUCACUGGGCACUCAAUGGGUGGAUUUGGUGCAUUAUCUGGGUAUUUGCAAAAUUACGAAGCCAAAAAGUACAAAUCCUGUUCAGCAUUUGCACCAAUCGCAAACCCUUCGAAGGUCCCAUGGGGUGAAAAGGGCUUUGGAAAUUACCUAGGCAGUGAUAAAUCUACCUGGGCUCAAUACGAUCCUUGUGAACUAAUAAAAAAAUUGCCCAACAGAGGCAAUGACAGAAUUUUGAUUCAUCAGGGAUCUGGUGACGGUUUUUACAAAGUUCAGUUGAAACCUGAGAACUUGGUAGAAGCAGCUAAGGGUACCUCCUGGGAGGGUAAAAUUGAUGUUCACAUUGUUGAUGGUUUUGAUCAUUCUUACUAUUUCAUCAGUUCCUUCGUUCCUGAGCAUGCAGCCUUCCAUGCUAAGCACUUGGGUUUAAUCCAGUAG
Messenger RNA from Zygosaccharomyces rouxii, 903 nucleotides. Its product is annotated as S-formylglutathione hydrolase. The transcript has a single exon. Lineage: Eukaryota; Fungi; Ascomycota; Saccharomycetes; Saccharomycetales; Saccharomycetaceae. Gene Ontology annotation, biological process: formaldehyde catabolic process. Gene Ontology annotation, cellular component: cytosol. The coding region runs from base 1 to 903 and encodes 300 amino acids. Gene Ontology annotation, molecular function: S-formylglutathione hydrolase activity. The record is from RefSeq and is a predicted model, not a curated record.